Messenger RNA from Pelecanus crispus (Dalmatian pelican), 942 nucleotides. The record is from RefSeq and is a predicted model, not a curated record. NCBI's taxonomy places the organism in Eukaryota, Metazoa, Chordata, Aves, Pelecaniformes, Pelecanidae.
AUGACGUUCACCAGUGAUGAAAUACAGCAAACCGAGAAGCCUCAGACCAUUCGGCAAACUCUUCAAAGGACACUGCAGUAUUUUGAGCAUCAAGUUAUUGGUUACAGGGAUGCGGAGAAGAACUUUCACAAUAUAUCAAACAGAUGCUCCUAUACAGACUGCUCUGGCAAUGAAGAAACUGAAGAUGUCUCAGGAAUUCUCCAGUGUACAGCUAAUGUUCUUGGUUUGAAGUUUGAGGAAAUGCAAGAAAAGUUUGGGGAGGAAUUCUUCAAUAUCUGCUUUGAUGAGAAUGAGAGAGUUCUUCGAGCUGUCGGUGGGACCCUUCAGGACUUCUUCAAUGGCUUUGAUGCUUUGCUGGAGCACAUUAGAACUUCAUUUGGAAGACAGGCCACCCUGGAAUCCCCUUCUUUCCUAUGCAAAGAGCUCCCUGAAGGCAAUCUCAUGCUUCAUUACUUUCACCCACAUCAGAUUGUGGGAUUAGCAAUGAUGGGAAUGAUAAAAGCAGCAGCAAAGAAGAUUUACCACUUGGAAGUGGAAGUAGAACAGGUCACUAAUGAUAAGUUGUGUUCAGAGGGGACGAACCCAGGUAACUGCAGCUGUCUGACUUUCCUUAUCAAAGAACAUGAAAAUGCAAAUAUCACAAAAGCACUUCCACCGGGAACUUCCCAGUCCCCCUUAGACCUGAGGAUUAGCAUCAGCACCUUCUGCAGAGCUUUCCCCUUUCACCUGAUGUUUGAUCCAAACAUGCUGGUUCUCCAGCUUGGAGAAGGUCUUAGGAAGCAGCUCAGAUGUGACACCCAUAAAACUCUGAAAUUCCAAGACUGCUUCGACAUAGUUUCUCCUAAAAUCAGUGCCACAUUUGAACGAGUUCUCCUGAGAUUGUCUACUCCCUUUGUCAUCCGGACCAAACUUGAGGAUUCUGGCUCUGAAAAGAAAGAUAAG